AUGGAUUCAUUCUUCAGCCUGUUCGACCCCUCAGAUGGGCAAAAUAAACAAAAAAAGAGACAUAAAAAUGACCAGGAGAAAAGUAAUGAUGCUCCUAAAGGAAGACGUCGCGGUCGCCGCGGGCAGGGUAAACACGAGACAUUGCCAGAGGAGUCCUCAUUCCUCUGUGAGCCACAACUCAGCACGGAAAUUCUUGUCAAGGACUGCAGCUAUAUUGAAAACUAUAUUGAAGUUAAUAAUAAGGACGAUGAUUCUAAAGAAUCGGACAAAAAGCCGCGUAGGCGCAACUCGAGAAGGAAAUCUCGACGGAAAAACAAAAUAUCGCCUGGAAAAGAUCUCUUGCCCGGGAUGGCUUGGCACGAGGAAGCUAAUUGUGCGGGCGAAAAAUCAAACCUGAACAAUCAAUCAACGAAGUUAAAAACCACAGACGAAAAGCUCGGAAAGAUUGUAAAUAACCUGAAAAAUUUGAAAAAAGACAAGAGAAAAGACGAGUUUGAAAGAGUCUAUAAUGUAAUAGAUAAGCUGGAGAAAGUCGGGAUCAAAGAUAAUAUGUAUUUGAGCGGUGACUUCGAUGACGAUAAAUGGGAGAGUGAUUUCUUCUAUAGCGAUGACGAUGAAGAAUUCAGGGAUGAUAGUACCUCGGAUGCAGAUGACACAGGUGAUGAAUACUUCGGAUGCCUACCCCCAGAGCCAAGGUUUGGUAAUGUGGAGUACAAGCUGCAACUGGUGUCUCCUUGUGAGAGAAGGUUUCAGCAUUUGGUCACCCAGUUGAAAUGGCGCCUUCGGUCGGGUGGUGGGACAGCCGUGUACGUCAUAGGGGUGAGGGACUGCGGGGCCCUGAAGGGACUGAGAGCGAACGCCUUGAGGGCCUCUCUGAGGGCGCUGAGAAGGAUGGCGAGCGCCAUCGGUGCAGUUUUAGUAUCGGUGCGAGCGAGACGGGUAGCGCCCAAUCGGGCAGUCGCCGAGGUUUAUAUACGGAAGUUGGCAGAUACUCAACAAAGUGUAGAACUGAGGGUAGCCGUGAUGGGUGCGAACGAAGCGGGAAAAUCUACCCUCAUUGGAGUUUUAACUCAGGGUGAGCUGGACAACGGCCGAGGCAGCGCUCGACUCAACAUGUUCCGACAUUUGCACGAAGUGAAGAGCGGGAGGACCUCUUCCCUCAGUCACGAGAUUCUGGGGUUCGACGCUCAGGGCAACGUGGUGAACUACGGGUGUUCGGAGCUGAUGACGGCCGAGCGCAUCGGAGAGAGGAGCGCGAAGCUGGUCUCGUUCUUGGACUUGGCGGGUCACAGCAAGUACCAGCGGACCACCGUGCACGGGCUCACGGGCUACUGUCCGCAUUAUGCCAUGAUCGUGAUCUCGGCCACCGCGGGCAUAACGAGCAUAACAGAGGAGCACAUAGGACUCCUCCUCGCCCUGGAUAUGCCUUUCUUCGCCGUGAUCAGCAAGUGCGAGUUGGCCAAUGCCGCCGUGGGGCCGUUGGUGGAGAAGUUGAGGGCUCUUCUGGCGAACGCUAAGAAGAAACCUCUAUUAAUCACUGAUGAGAAUUUGGCGCGAAACUGUGUCGUGCCCCAGAAGUCUAUACUCGACACCAUAGACGAUACGGACCAGAGACAAGAUGAAGAGGAAGUGGAACAAAUUCCCGUGUUCCCCGUGAGCUGCGUCCGCGGCGUGGGUUUGAACGCCCUCCACGCGUAUCUGCUGGCCUUGAGACCGCCCGCGGAGGACGCUCAGCCCAGUUCUGUAGAUACGGAGAGUUGCGAGUUCCAAAUAGACGAGAUCUUUCACGUGGGGGAGUCGAGCGGACCCGUGGUGGGGGGGCUCGUGGCCAGGGGGCGGCUUCUGGAAGGGGACGACCUCAUCAUUGGUCCAUUAGACACGGGUGAAUUCGUCGAAAUCUCGGUGAAGACGAUAUUCCGGAACCGCGUUCCUUGCGGUUCGGCCAGAGCGGGUCAAUCCGCGUCGCUGGGCCUCAGCCGGGAUCCUCCCAACCUUCGACCCGGGAUGGUCCUUUUGACUCGGCCCGGGCAAUACCGGACGGGGCCGAGGCCGGUGUGGGGGUGCACGGAGAAUUGUACGAAGACGACGCCUCAAAUAAUACCAAAAACUCAGAACCAAGAGAAAAAUAGUAAAAACGUGAAGAGAAAAAACAAUUUCCUUCAAGAAGUGACAAAUUUACAAAAGAUUUUGACAAAAACGCUGCCGUUCGACAAAAACGUCAACGAAUUGGACAAAAGCGGCAUCGACACGGUGGAGAGCGUCGACGAGCUGUUCGGUGAGGAUUUCGACAAGUCGACGGGCGAGAGAGAGGAGAGCGGCAAAUGCGCCUGCGCAGGUCGAGUCUGGCUGGAAGACCCCAACGACCCGAGGGGCUGUUUGUACUUUCAGGCGACGGUGCUCCUGAUCCGCCACUCGACGGCCAUUUACCCGGGAUUCCAAUGCUCGGUGCACGUCGGGAAUGUUCGGCAGACGGCUAUUAUCGAGGGCAUCUUGGCCCCGAACAGUGUGGUCAGGGCUGGAGAGACAGCUUCCGUGGUGUUCCGCUUCGCCCGAUGCCCCGAGUACCUGCUCACGGGACGGAGGCUGCUCUUCACUGCGGGGCUUGGGACCAGAGCAAUUGGCCGGAUCACACAAACCUUUCCGUACAUACCUUGA
Molecule: messenger RNA, 2655 nt
Organism: Pieris macdunnoughi
Lineage: Eukaryota; Metazoa; Arthropoda; Insecta; Lepidoptera; Pieridae
Source: the annotation of a GenBank genome assembly